CUAGGAGCUGCAGGCUCCCUUCCAGCCAGAGGAAAAGCAAUGACACCUGACUCUUAGCCAGCCGGGGGCGGAGCAGAGGUGGAGCUAGGGAGACCCAGGUGGCCUCUGAAAACCUGAGCAGAGGCGGCGGAGUGGCCUGGAGCAGCAUGCCGCAGAGCUGGGGGCCAGCACUGCUCAUCCUGGCAGCCGUGGUCCUCGUGGAGGGUCUUCAAGCAGCUCAGCCCGUUUGUGGGCAGCGUGGCCCUGGCCCCCCUGAGCCUCAGGAGGGCAUCACAGUACCUGGCGAGUGGCCAUGGCAAGCAAGUGUGAGGCGGCGGGGGGUCCACCUCUGCAGCGGGUCCCUGGUGGCAGAUACCUGGGUCCUCACUGCUGCUCACUGCUUUGAAAAGGCAGCAAUGACAGAACUGAACUCCUGGUCAGUUGUCCUGGGUUCUCUGCAACGUGAGGGGCUGAGCCCAGGGGCCGAGGUGGUGGGGGUGACAGCUCUGCAGCUGCCAAGGGCCUACAACCACUACAGCCAGGGCUCAGACCUGGCCCUGCUGCGGCUCGCCCAGCCCACGGCCCACACACCCCUCUGCCUGCCCCAGCCCACCCAUCGCUUUCCUUUCGGGACCUCCUGCUGGGCCACAGGCUGGGAUCAGGACACCAAUGGUGCUCCCAGGACUCUGCGGAAUCUGCGCCUGCGUCUAAUCAGCCGCCCUACCUGUAACUGUCUCUACAACCGGCUGCACCAGCGGCUGCUGGCCAGCCCAGCUCGACCUGGGAUGCUGUGUGGGGGUGCCCAGCCUGGGGUGCAGGGUCCCUGUCAGGGAGAUUCUGGGGGCCCCGUGCUGUGCCGUGAGCCAGAUGGACACUGGGUUCAGGCUGGGAUCAUCAGCUUUGCAUCAAGCUGUGCCCAAGAAGACACCCCCGUGCUGCUGACCAGCACGGCUGCUCACAGCUCCUGGCUGCGCGCUCGAGCUCAAGGGGCAGCCUUCCUGUCCCAGAACCCGGGGACCCCGGAGAUCAGUGACGAGGACAGCUGUGUAGCCUGUGGAUCCUUGAGGAGAGAAGGCCCCCAGGCAGGAGCCCCCUCCCCAUGGCCCUGGGAUGCCAGGCUGAUGCACCAGGGGAAGCUGGCCUGUGGUGGAGCCCUGGUGUCAGAGGAGGUCGUGCUGACUGCUGCCCACUGCUUCAUUGGGCGCCAGACCCCAGAAGAAUGGAGCAUCAGGCUGGGGUCCGGACUAGAGGAGCGGGGCCUGAAGCAACUCAUCCUGCAUGGGGCCUACACCCACCCAGAGGGGGGCUAUGAUGUAGCCCUCCUGUUGCUGGCCCAACCCGUGACACUAGGCCCCAACCUUCGGCCGCUCUGCCUGCCCUAUUCUGACCACCAACUGCCUGAUGGGGAACGCGGAUGGGUCCUGGGGCUGCCCCGCCCAGAAACAGGCACCAGCUCCCCUCAGACAGUGCCUGUGACCCUCUUGGGACCCAGGGCCUGCAGCCGGCUGCGUACAACUCUUGGGAGCGACAGUGUCCCCAUUCUGCCAGGCAUGGUGUGUUCCAGUGUCGUGGGUGAGCCACCCCACUGUGAGGGCCUGUCUGGGGCACCACUGGUGCACGAGGUGAGGGGCACAUGGUUCCUGGCUGGGCUACACAGCUUUGGAGAUGCCUGCCAGGGCCCUGCAAGGCCUGCAGUGUUCGUGGCGCUUCCCGCCUAUGAGAACUGGGUCAGCAGCUUGGACUGGCAGGUCUACUUUGCUGAGGAGCCAGAGCCCGAGGCCGAGACUGGAAGCUGCUUGGCCAACACAAGCAAACCAGCUGGCUGUUGAUAGGUGGCUCUGGGAUGCUGCUGCAGACACAGACA
Lontra canadensis (Northern American river otter) is the source of this 1843-nucleotide messenger RNA. RefSeq names its product serine protease 53 (gene PRSS53). Gene Ontology annotation, molecular function: serine-type endopeptidase activity. The record is from RefSeq and is a predicted model, not a curated record. The transcript is spliced from 11 exons. Gene Ontology annotation, biological process: proteolysis. The coding region runs from base 147 to 1808 and encodes 553 amino acids. NCBI's taxonomy places the organism in Eukaryota, Metazoa, Chordata, Mammalia, Carnivora, Mustelidae.